GGAAGGGCACACCAAAUUCAUUGGGGUGAGGCGGGAAGACAGCGGUGUUUGGAAGUGCCGAGAGAGAGAGGGUAAAACGAUGGUGGUUCUGCGUUCAGAUCUGCGUUCAGCUAGGAAAAGAUCGCUUUCGACGGAGGUGUUUGGCUGGCAUGUUCCAGAGGACCUGAAUGUGAAACCCAAAAAGGAGCGUAAGUACACAUCUAAACAAGCUCGUGAUCUGAGUGAAAAAUAUGAAUUGGUGGAGCCUGGUUCCAUGUCACCCGUGGUUCGCAGGGCAGACCUUCUUCACCAUAUUGACUUCACGGCUAAGAAGGCUGAUGUUGCUGAUGCUCCAGAAGAGAUGUUUUUUUCCGAACUGGCAACUACCAACGGGGUUCGUAGCGUCAAGUGUUGCAAAUGCAUGGGGCCAAUAGACUCAAUUUCAGGAGAUAAAAACAAUGGCUGCCGUUAUUGCUCGUGGUACAAUGUUCAGCAUCCUAAGGGUGGAGGAUUCUCGCGUGGUGGUCGUGGAUCAUUCCGUGAUUACAGUGGUAGUUCUUCUUCAUCUAACUCCAAAAGUUUGUGUUUGACGGAUGCGUCUGAACUUUUACUUGAUGGCUCUAAGCGUUCGCUUUCGACGGAUGUGUCUGACUCUGACAGGCCUGAUCCAGAUUACCUGGUUCCAAAACCCAGUAAGGAACGUAAGGACACAUCUAAUAAACAAGUUCCUGAUGUAGCAAGGCAAUAUGCAGCUGAUGCCAUGAAUUUCUAUACCACAAGAACACGUAAAAAAUAUGAGCUGGUGGAGCCUGGUUCCAUUACAUCUGUACCUCUUGAGACAUGCAUUCUUCACCAUGUCGACUUCACAGCGAAGAAGACUGAUGUCGCUGAUGCUCCAGAGGAGCUGUUUUUUGCCGAACUGACAACUAUCAGCGGGGUUCGUUGCGUCAAGUUUUGCCAAUGCAUGGGAUUAGAGCACUAAUCUGAAGAACAAAUUUCUGCGGAAGAACCACAACUGCCUCUGUUUCUGUCUCUCUCUCCAAGAAAAAAUCUGAGAUCCAAAAAAAUAAGAUUAAAUGGUAAAGCUGAGAAGGGUAAUUAAGGUAAGAUUAAAUGGUGGUAUUUUGUGGAUCGGCUGAAAUUUGGACUAACUCGUCCAAAGUUUGGAUUAGAUUGUUAAUGCGGGGGAAUUUUGGACCACUGUGUACUAGGCCUGAGAUGAGUGGACUAAAGCGUCCCAAGCCCAAUAACUUUGGGACUAAACGUCAAUUUCUACUUCUUUAAUUUACUAAUGAUUCUGGUGUACGAGACCUGCUAGUUGGAAAGUCAAUUGAUACCUUAAGUCAAAAAGCAAGCAUGUGGGUAAACCAUCCCUCUAGAAAUGAACUUUGGUUUAGUUUUGCUAGAACCCGUAAUGCAGGGUCGUUCACGGGAAUUUUCUGCCCGGAAGCCAACCUUUUUUUUUUUUUGCCCGUGUAAUUUCUUUUUGCACAAACACUAAAGAUUGUAUACACUAUAAUUUGUAUUGACACGUGGAGGACAAUCAGAAGCCGCAGCUGGAUAUAAUUGUACAA
Messenger RNA from Papaver somniferum (opium poppy), 1553 nucleotides. RefSeq lists its product as uncharacterized. The transcript has 6 exons. The record is from RefSeq and is a predicted model, not a curated record. NCBI's taxonomy places the organism in Eukaryota, Viridiplantae, Streptophyta, Magnoliopsida, Ranunculales, Papaveraceae. Bases 80 to 961 code for a protein of 293 amino acids.